Molecule: messenger RNA, 597 nt
Organism: Penicillium antarcticum
Lineage: Eukaryota; Fungi; Ascomycota; Eurotiomycetes; Eurotiales; Aspergillaceae
Product: FAD-dependent oxidoreductase
Exons: 2
Coding region: 1-597 (198 amino acids)
Molecular function (GO): oxidoreductase activity
Source: RefSeq, a predicted model, not a curated record
AUGGGCCCCUCCACAUCUGAUCCUAUUAUUAUUGUCGGGGCUGGAUCCUUGGGCCUUUCAGCGGCUCUUCAUCUCGCCCAAAGAGGCUACACCGACGUUUCGGUGUUCGGAAAGAAUGAUGAUGUCCCUCCGGGAGACUUGUCAAUUGUAGUCUAUCGCACAGCCCAAGACGCAGGCGUGCAGUUUUUUCCGGGACAACAGGUCGACGAGAUUGUAUACGUGAGCACCUUGACCGGGAGGAAGAACGCGGGCAUUCGCACACAGGAUGGUCAAUUCUACAGCUCAGUCCUAGUCAUCAUUGAGGCUGGAGCUGGAGAUAGCCACCCAAUGUCUCAAGUUGACCCCAUGCAUGAUCCCUUGGCUACGCCCCUGUCAUGGUACACCAACCUCUCGCAUUCUCUCGUCAAUUACGUGCCACAAGAUUCUUCCGUCAUAUUACUCUCUAGCAGCUGCAAAUGCUCGGGACAGGGCUCUAGCUUGUUCUCUUUGGUGGGGUCUAUGGUCUUGGAUCUCUUAGGAGCAACGAGUGAUCAGCCAAUCGCUGUCAAGACUAAAGAGUUGUCUGAUAUUCUACCGCAAAAUUUGGCGAGACUGUGA